AUGCCGCGAUUAGGCUUGAUGCGCCAGGUGCGCCGGUACCUGAGCUUGAACUUGCUGCUGGUGUGCGCGCCGCUGGGCUUCGUCGCCUCGGCCUACUCGUGGAGUCCCGUGGCCGUCUUCCUGUACAACUUCCUCGCCAUCAUCCCGCUGUCGGGGCUCAUCUCGGAUGCGUCAGACACGCUCAGCGAGCGCUGGGGAGGCUUGCUCGGCGGGCUGGUGAAUGCGUCGCUAGGGAACACGGUUGAGCUAAUUGUCGGCCUGCUUGCCAUUACGCAAAACAACGUCGGCGCGGCGCAGUCGGUCAUGAUGGGCAGCAUCCUCAACGACAUUCUGCUGGUGCAGGGGAUUUGCAUCAUUGUCGGCGCGCGCUCCAAGGGCGUCAUCGUCGUCAACUCGGCGCUCGUCGACUCGCUGUCGUCGCUGAUGCUCGUGGCGUCCAUGGCCAUGGUGCUGCCCACCGCGCUGUACGCCGCCAUCCCCCGCUCCUCCAACGGCAAGGGCUCCGACAUGAAGCAGCGCAUCGUGUCUUUUAGCCGCGCGACCAGCAUCGUCCUGCUGCUCAUCUACGUCGCCUACCUGUAUUUCCAGCACAAGACACACCGCUCCCUCUUUGACGAUCAGGAUGAUGGUGAGGAGGGCGACGACUCCGCCGCCGAGAGCGACCACAGCGAUGACCUUAUCCCCGCUUCGCAGCAGACGGCUGCGCGAGACUGCGAAAGCGGCGCGGACCCGGAAUUCACCCCGUCCAUGCAGGACAUUUCCAUUGUCCUCAUAACGCUGACCCUCAGCUGCCUCGUCAUUGGCAAGUGCACACAUAACAUUAUGCUGCGGCUCGACGAUAUUGUCAAGGCAUUCCGCGUCAGCCAGACGUUCAUCGCCCUCGUCAUUAUACCGUUGGCAAGCAAUGCCCCUGAGCUGAUGCAGGUGCUGGCGGCUGCCAGAAGGCAAAAGAUUGACUUUGCCAUUGCUGUCAUUGUGGGCAGCAUUCUGCAAAUCGCGCUCUUUGUCCUGCCUGCCCUUGUCAUCAUUGGCUGGGUCAUCGGCCGCAAGAUGGACCUCUACUUUGAAAUGUCGCAGACUUGUGUAUUGCUCUUCGCCAUUGUGCUGGUGAACCAGGUUCUACAAGAUCGGCAGUACACGUACCUCCACGGCAUGAUGUUUCUUUGCGUAUAUGCAAUCAUUGCGACUGCUUAUUUUGUCGAGCCAUUUCAUUAG
Messenger RNA from Akanthomyces muscarius, 1215 nucleotides. RefSeq lists its product as uncharacterized. NCBI's taxonomy places the organism in Eukaryota, Fungi, Ascomycota, Sordariomycetes, Hypocreales, Cordycipitaceae. The coding region runs from base 1 to 1215 and encodes 404 amino acids. Gene Ontology annotation, molecular function: calcium:proton antiporter activity. Gene Ontology annotation, cellular component: fungal-type vacuole membrane. The record is from RefSeq and is a predicted model, not a curated record. Gene Ontology annotation, biological process: calcium ion transmembrane transport; intracellular calcium ion homeostasis. The transcript has 3 exons.